CAAACACAAAGAAAAAGUAAAAGAACUAUAACUCUCGAAUAAAUCCUGAAGAUGUUUCCUUGUGCAACGUUUCAAAUCAAUUAUGAUGAGUCGAUGUAAGAACGCGUGACUCGCUAUGUUGACUAUGGUAAUCCAAUCGGAUAUUGGAGGAUAAAAGAACACAUAGAGGGAGGCUGUUGCUUGUGUACUUCCAACUGUACUAGAAGAAGUAGUUAUUGGGCAGAAUAGCGGGUUCUUUGUGUGGUUUAUUUUAUCUGGCAGCGCGCGUGCGGGACAAGGGUGCACUAGUAGACGUAGAGGUGAAGCAUUUUAUUCAUGUUGGCCAGUGUCACGACAUCAUUGAGCGUUCAAUUUAGGUUGUGAUUGUGGAAAAGCUCGAAAGUCAUUAUUCAAAUUUGUUCUCGAUUUCAAUGCGGACUGUUGUUGGACUGCGAGAGGCAGCCCCAGUGCCGUGUGGAUGAUCGUCUAGACUCAGGCGGGAAGAAGUACGAUCUGCACCACAGCAGCAUCCAGGAGGUAGUACAGAAUUCGUCAGUCUUGUUCUUCGUCUUACCGGUUGAUGCUGGCUCCUGCAUAGAUAGAUAGGGAAACCCUUGGAUGAAUAGAACAAAAGUCCGCUUUUUUGAUAUCAUAGCGAGCCUCCCUUCACUUCGACAAGGGCACUGAGUAUGAGAGCUCUUUGCUGAACAAUAUCAGCAAUUCUUUCACAGUGCUCUCUCACCACAAGAACUACAACAAUACUGCACAGGGCAUACACAUAAGCCAUCUUGUUAUAAUCACUUACAAUAUGUUCUUGGUGUCAAUUAUUAUUAUUAUUCUUUGUAGGUACCGAUGACUGUGAAUCAUAUUUGAAAUCUGUUGAGCGACAUGAUAAAGAAGUAAAAGGAAAAGUACUGGUCGUGUUACAUAAACUUAGACAUCUUGUUCACGAAAUACGUACUUUCACUGUAGUGAUCAGCGAUUGGAUAUAUUAUAAGGUAUUCUAAAACUUUCAGAUAGUCUCCAACCACUUUCGCACUCAGUGAUCGUUUUUGCAAACUAACCAACCGAAAAUGAAAAUAAAAACGAACCACCGAUGGCAUGAACGAGGUUCCGCUUGAAGUCCGCCUUGUGGAAUUCAGGCUGCAACAAUUGAAGUCAGUCGGAGGGUAGUCGGUUCCGUUCCCUAUUUGGUUACUCUUGGAGGUUGAAUUUUGGGGACUGUGUAUGAAUUCGACUGCCCUUGCUUCCCUCUUAGGUUACUUCGGGAACUGAAUAUCUGGGUCAUUGAUACAUAUCGUGGGUGGCUUUGCAGGUAUAGUUCCUUCUGGCUGUACCUUUUGCGAAAUUUAAUUGUUAAAUUGCUUUCGGAUUCGAUUAAAAUCCCAUAUGGCAACAUGUUGAUUUGUCACUCAAAUCUAUUCAUCAUUCGUCACUAGUGAAACUAAAAGAAAACGCGGAGAAGUAUCAGCCCACUCAUGUUGCUGACGGGCGUGGUUCUGUCUGAGGCCAUGUUUUGUCAUGCUUGAUCUCUCUCUGAAGAUGCCACCUUUUCUCGUACUAGUUAGACACAGCAUAUCACAACAUAGACACAGCAAAUUAGGAUCCCGGCUCGAGGACGAUGAAGGGGGGGAGGCAGUACCAUAGCGCCGUAGGAAGAGCUUCUGCUGUUUCUCGUUUUAUUCGAGAGAGCCCGCGUUGGAUAUUAAAAAAGAUUAAGAUGUAGUAAAUUGGACGUGAGUAGAGCAAGGCCUAGCAUUUCCAUUUGCAUAAACCGUCGAGCAAUAUAAUUUAUCGUACUAGAAACGGGUCCGCACAGGCUUCCUGCAUCUGUAUUCGCCAUCAGUUCAUUUCUCCGCCGCUUCUUCGAUAUCAAGGAUGAAGAAACUGCUGACUUACUUAUUUGAAAGCCCAACGGUGAUUUGCCGCUCCGCAGUGCAUCCUUGUAUAUACUUCCUUAGCUCUUGCAACGUGAGUAAUCCGUCGGAUGAAAUCGAUAAUGUUUAAGUGGUAGCGGUGACGCGUCUUGUUGUCGUAUAUAAUGAUCGCCUUGUCGCUCUGUACAACAGAAGCAGAGCUUACUCAUGCGCUGUCAAAGAGGCUCUCUUAUCUAGCGAACGACCUUGAGAUCUGAAAUGCUCGCACUGCUUUGCGAGGUGGUUUGGGUCCAGUGACGCUCAAGGCCCCGACAGGGGGAGGCUGGGUGGCUCCCCUCCCCGCGCCGGCUUGUUUGGUGAAUACUGUUCACUUUAUUAGAUAUAAGGGGCUUGCUUCCAGGUCUUGGCUCGGGUUCUCAGCCUUACGCUCCCUCCCCUCUCCUUUUUUAACAUUUCCAAAAUGAAUUUAAUUAAGGUAAUGACUCCACGCCCCUCCUGUUUGUCGUCUCGUCCUUAAGACACUUCGCCCAUCGAUUCUUCUUUCUUACUACCAUUCUCAUUAAUAACCAAAACCAAAUGUGGUUCAUACUGCUUUUCGACAUAAGAAGGCACACACCAGCCGCAGCAACGAACUGGCAGUAGAAGGUUUCUAGUGAUAUAGAGUUUCAUUAUGUACAAUUGCAAUUGGUUGCUACAUGACCCAUAAAAAGUUAGUUGUAGAUGCUGCUAAGUUCGUUCCAUGGCCUAGUUAAGUAUAUCUAUAGAUACUGAACAUCAGGAGUUGACCUAGUAGCUUUUCCCGCGUGCGAGAUCACUACUCGCGUUGCCGAUUAGCGUGCGCGGAUGAUGAGACUUCUGCGUAUAGACAAGAAGGGCAUAAGGAUGAUACUAAUUUGGAAAACUGAACGAUCUACAUGAAAGCAGUGUAAUCGAAAUAUCUUCAAGAGCCGUUGUUAACUGCCCACUUCGUUUGAGAAACGAGCACUCUGCUUCACCGCGAACACCCAUGCAUUGCUGUGUGCUUUAUUGUUUAGACCAUAUAAUCUUCGCCACAUCCACAUCGAUCACCUCGGUGCUCAGGGAAGCCGGAUGUUUUGGGUGUGUGCCAGCCAGCUUUCCGGGUAGUCCCUGCCGGGAGCAGCUUGGUAUGAAGGCUCUCCGCAUAUACAUAAUAGAGUAAGGCAAGUAACGGGCUUCGAGUUGCAGCGAGUUGCCCGAGUUGCUGAAGCGAAGGGCCCCAAAUCUGGAACGAGUUGCCACGAGCUGCCAGAAGGAGGCUGGUCCGCCGAAAUGGGGCGAAGCAGGGCGGCGCGGGCGCCGAAGUGCUCGCUCGGCAUGCUCGGCGCCGUCUUCGCGGUCUCCUCCCUGCGCAAGAGAAGGCCGGGGGGCCGCUGUCUCCUUCUGUUUGGGAUCGAUAGCGGCGCGCCGCUCCCCACUCGGUGGGGGGGGUCAAGUGCGUCGCCCAGCCCCAGCCUGUCUGUUUGGGGGGCGUCAAGGCAGGUUUUGACUUUGGUCCCGCUGCGUUGCGGUGUGGGGGAUUCGCUCCCGCCGGGGUGGGUGCGUGGCCGGUUUGCGGCUGGUGUGUGCCGCGGUGACAGUGGGGGAAAUGCUGCGGGGGCUGAUGUGUGGGCGGGUAGCUGUGGGCGCUGUUUCAUGUUGGUGGGCAGCUGGGCAGGCCGGUGUGGUACAUGCCACACCCCCCAGGGCCCCCGCGUUGGGCCCUUUGCGGUCAUCCGGCUGCCCCCCGUGGCUGUCUUCCCCUGGCGGAUGCCCCACCCGUAGUGCUCUUGUUUCUUACUUCAACGCCCCGCCAAGGCUGCGCCUGCAGCGAUAAGAUUUAAGUGGGCAACUCGAGCAGCCCGAGAAACCCGGCCCGAUACUGGUCAAAAAGAGCCUACCUCUAACAAAGGCCCCACUGUUUAGCAGCAAGAUGAAGCUGGGGACUUGGUCGCAAUCCUUUGCAGAUUAAUAGGGCGCCACAACUAGCAGCAGCGCGGGCGUUGACCCUCGUCCGCCUUGUGCUUACGAAGGAAAAAAGUCAGACUUUCCAUGCACACGAAUAGCAUCUAAAGACUGACUGAAAGGAAUAGAUUAAUCGGCAGGGCUUUGUUCUUCGACUUCAUGGUCGUUGGCUUCUGCACUCUUAAUCAUGAUGAUGGACGUGACAAGUACGCAUGAUAUGCCUUGAGUUUAGGCUUCUGUAAUCGCGAGGUCCACACGUAGCCAUAAGCAUAACUACCUGUCAGCUCUUGUUGGACGAAAAGAAAAGAGUCCGCGAAGGUCCACCGUAAAGGGCGAAGUUCUCGCUCAAAGACUAACGGGCGAAGUUCUCGCUCAAAGACUAAUGGGCGAAAUUCUCGCUCAAAGACGCUAACAACCCAACAGACUUUGGGGAUGAUUACUGAACUGCGUUACUUUCUGGGCGUUCACCUAUCCCGAUAAAUCGUAGUUGUAGUAGUACUUGUGAUAUAUUGAAUUUAAGCGGGGCGAGCCUCCAUGUUUUCUCUGUCGUAUCUAGUGGGCGCCACGCCUACGCCGUGUCCCAGCUUCCGGCUCAGAAGGAUCUCCAGUUGCACGCUGGCCUUUGUACAUUAGGACUGGAUGGCGUAUUCUCAGGAGCAGGUGCGUAUGAGUUUGCAGGAUGUGGGGAAUUAUAGAUAAAACACAAGUUUCAUUGUGCUCAAUUGUUCAGCAUCUUUGUGCCGAUAGGGCCCCGAAUCUACGACCUGUCAGGUGUGUCAGCCGUUUUGAGACCAUAUUUUUCGAUUGUGCCGCGAUGUAUUGUUAUCCUCCUUGGCCUCAAGAAGCUUCGCUCUGGAGGAUAGUCCAAACAGGACAGCGAACUUCGCGCGCCUCGAAAUACGACACGAGCACAAAAAAAAAACGAGCACGCACGGGGCGCGCGUCAAUGACUCGCAGAUAUAUUACCGUCAGACAUAUAAAAGUAAAUAGCUUUAUCGGACCAAACUAA
Molecule: messenger RNA, 4827 nt
Organism: Amoebophrya sp. A25
Lineage: Eukaryota; Dinophyceae; Syndiniales; Amoebophryaceae
Source: the annotation of a GenBank genome assembly